Messenger RNA from Erythranthe guttata (spotted monkey flower), 1664 nucleotides. Its product is annotated as putative magnesium transporter NIPA6. Gene Ontology annotation, molecular function: magnesium ion transmembrane transporter activity. NCBI's taxonomy places the organism in Eukaryota, Viridiplantae, Streptophyta, Magnoliopsida, Lamiales, Phrymaceae. The record is from RefSeq and is a predicted model, not a curated record. Gene Ontology annotation, biological process: magnesium ion transport. Gene Ontology annotation, cellular component: membrane.
GUAAGAAAUUCCCUCCAAUUCCAAAUCCCUAGGCCCCCAAUCGAGAAGCAGCGUAUAAAUAGCGUCUAUCCUAACAUUGACCCACCUUUCACUAAGACUGCCAGAUGAAGGAAAACCAAACAACGUAUACAGUACACAUACAUGAAAUUCGCCCCAAAUCAAAAACCCUAGCAUACAAAAUCUUCCCAGCAGCUGGUUCUAGUUGUAAUUAUUGCUUUUAUUUUGUAAGUUUGUCAAUAAUGUGCGGCAGCAGAUGAAACUUGAAUUCCGGGGGCAUAUCGACCAAGAAUAUCAUUGCCAGAUUUCGAUCGUGUCGGGUCAUGUAUAGAGCUAAUUUUAUCGGGUUCGGAUUGGCCGUGGGCUCGAGCGCGUUUAUUGGAUCGAGCUUCAUCAUCAAGAAGAAGGGUUUACAGAGAGCUGGCGCAUCUGGUUCUCGUGCUAGUUCAGGAGGAUAUGGAUAUUUGCUGGAACCACUUUGGUGGAUUGGAAUGUUUACUAUGAUUAUCGGGGAGUUCGCCAAUUUUAUCGCUUAUAUGUAUGCACCUGCUGUCCUUGUGACACCACUGGGAGCAUUAAGUAUAAUUGUCAGUGCUGUCUUAGCUCAUUUCUUACUGAAAGAGGAAUUGCGGAAGUUAGGAAUAUUGGGAUGUGUUCUGUGUGUAGUGGGUUCUACUGUCAUUGUGCUUCAUGCACCCGGUGAACAUAGUAUUAGCUCAGUGGAAGAAAUCUGGGAAUUAGCUAUACAGCCAGCUUUUCUUUUGUAUACAGCUUCAGCUGCAGCUGUGGUAUUGGUACUUGUGUUGUAUUGUGAACCACGCUAUGGGCAGACAAACAUCAUGGUUUACAUUGGAGUUUGUUCUAUAAUUGGAUCCUUAACAGUUAUGAGCAUUAAAGCAAUAGGUAUUGCUAUAAAACUCACGUUAGAGGGCUCUAGCCAGGUAGCCUACUUCAAGUCCUGGGUAUUUGCCAUGGUUGCAGCUACGUGUAUAAUCACUCAAUUAAUCUACUUAAACAAGGCUUUGGACACAUUUAACACUGCUGUAGUAUCUCCAAUCUAUUAUGCCAUGUUCACAUCGCUUACAAUUUUGGCGAGUGCCAUAAUGUUCAAGGAUUGGUCUGGUCAGAGUGCUAGUAGCAUUGUUUCAGUUCUCUGUGGGUUUAUUACCGUGCUUUCUGGUACAAUGGUCUUGCACAGUACUAGAGAUCCAGAAAAACAGUCCUCUGCAGAUUAUUCAGCGAUUACUCCUCAAAUAUCAUGGCUUGUCCAUGCGAAUGGCGAGAUAUGGAAACAGAAAGACAAUGAUGAGUUGCAUACAGAAUAUAUGGCAAUUAUUCAUCAAGAUCAUUUUAAGUAGGGGAAAAUCUCGGAUCAUGAUCUCUCGAGUAGUUUCUCCCAGAGCAUUAUUGGAGUACUAAAAUUUGUCAUGAAAGUAAGUAGUGAAGAUCAAUGUAGAUUUUCCGGUAAGCUCUUCCCCAAAGUCACAAAGUUAAUAUAUAUAUUUUUUUAAAUAUUCUUCAUUUUGGGUCUGAGAAAUGUAAGCUAGAUGUGUAAUAACUUGCAAAGCCAUUCUUUAAUCAUUUACUAUUUGUUGUACGAAUUCUGGUUCUGACGAAAUUAGAGCCUUUUGCACAGAAAGAUGAAUGGAAUAUUUUUUUUUUUUUUU